CUGCGUUAUAGCUCGGCUGUUAAGUAAAGGUUAAUUAUUAGAGAAGAUGUUUGCUGAGUUUCAGUGACGUCACAUGAUGCUCCGACAGUGAAGUGAAAGUGAGCAGAUCUGCUUUGCUUCAGUGCAGAAUGAAGCUCAGGGUGAGAAUCCACAAACAGAGCAGCAGACUGGAGCUGGACGGACCAGAACCGACGCUGUCCGAGCUCAGAGCCCGGGUCAGAGACGCCCUGCUGCCUCGGUGCGGACUGGGGGCUGAUGUGGAGUUCAGUCUGUCUCUGAACGGAAAGGAGGUUCUGUUGGACACGGGACAGACGCUCUCCUCGUGUGGGGUUGUUUCUGGUGAUAUGAUCACUGUGAUUUUGCCUGAGCAAAUACAAACUGCCCCAGAACCCCCGAGCGGAGCAGGAGGCGCAGCCGCAUCCAGUGAGGAGGCUGAAGCCAGCGGUGGCGGUGGAUCGGACAGCAGCAGUGUGAGGGAUUCUGGGAUGGAGGAGUGGAUGGAGGAUGAGGCGGGUGUGUCUCCGCCGCUGCUGUGCUGUGAGACGGAGGAUGGAGUGAUUCCUCACGCGCUGGAGCGACUGCUGAACUCGUCGAGCUGCAGAAACCCGACUGACUGUCUGAUGCUGACGGUGCAUCUGCUGCUGCUGGAGACCGGCUUCCUGCCGCAGGGUUGUAAUGUGAACUCAGGAGAGAUGCCGAUUGGCUGGCGGGCGGCAGGGUGCGUGUACAGACUUCACUAUGCCCACCCACUUCUGGAGAACAGCCUGGUGUCAGCGGUCGCCGUGCCGAUGGGCCGAACGCUCGUCAUUAAUGCUGUUCUUAAGAUGGACAAGUCUAUGGAGAAUUCACGCAAGCUGGUGCUGAAACCAGAUGAUUAUGUGACUGCUGAUUGGGCAGGUGGCUGCACAGGCGUGGUCUACACAGACUUGCGCAGACUGUCUCGUCUCUUUAAAGAUCAGCUGGUGUAUCCGCUCAUGGCCGCUGCCAGACAGGCGCUGGGUCUGCCGGCUCUCUUCGGUCUGGCUGUUCUUCCUCCUGAGCUGCUGUUGCGUGUUUUACGGCUGCUGGACGUCGUCGUGUUGAGGCAAGGUCCCCACAAUGUCAAAAAUUUCAGGUUUUACAAUCCUUGUGGGGACAUGUGGUCCCCUCAAUGUAGCAUAAAGUACACACACACACACACACACACACCAGACAGCGUGUGUACUGAUGAAGUGUCAGUAAUGCGAGUGUUGUGUUGUUUUGCAGUGUGUUUUCCUGCAGGAAAUCAACACCGAGACACUGACUGGAAGGAGCUUUACAAAAAGAAGCUUAAGCAGAGGAAGGAGAAUGAGCGCAGGGGCAGAUGCCGCUUUUUCCCGCCUCACGUGCCUCCGAUUUUCCCGCUCACCCCCAUCCCGUCCGCUCCGCUUCCUCUUCCUCUUCCUCUCUAUCCUCCCGGCAUCAUCGGCGGAGAUUACGACCAGGCGCCCGUCAUCCUGCCCCGCCCACGCUUCGACCCCAUUGGCCCGCUCCCGGGUCACCUGCCAGGAUUGGGCGUUCCCAUUGGCCGACGGAGCCUGAGGCCGGGAGGAAGUCGCCCGGCGGACGUCAGGAGAGGUUUCAUUUGAACACUUAAAUGCUUGUUUUUCCAAACAGGGAGAGGUCCAAUUAUUUUGAUGGCCUGAUGUUUUUGUUCUUCGUUAAUUAAAGCAUUCCUGGGACAUUCGGACUGACAAACACACUGCAAAGAUUCAUUACAGGAAUAAUUCACCCAAAAACAUUACAAAUGAUGCAUUAUAGAGCAAGAUGUGUUUAAGGCAUAAACAACAUUCAAUAAAAAGUUUGAUUGCUUUGUCAAAUCUGAGAUUA
Sinocyclocheilus anshuiensis is the source of this 1848-nucleotide messenger RNA. Its product is annotated as F-box only protein 7-like. Gene Ontology annotation, molecular function: protein kinase binding. The record is from RefSeq and is a predicted model, not a curated record. NCBI's taxonomy places the organism in Eukaryota, Metazoa, Chordata, Actinopteri, Cypriniformes, Cyprinidae. The transcript has 9 exons. Bases 129 to 1607 code for a protein of 492 amino acids. Gene Ontology annotation, biological process: positive regulation of autophagy of mitochondrion.